This is a messenger RNA of Thermothielavioides terrestris NRRL 8126, 762 nucleotides long. RefSeq lists its product as uncharacterized. The record is from RefSeq and is a predicted model, not a curated record. The transcript is spliced from 2 exons. The annotation marks the transcript as partial. NCBI's taxonomy places the organism in Eukaryota, Fungi, Ascomycota, Sordariomycetes, Sordariales, Chaetomiaceae.
UUGGAGCGGCCCUUUUACGAUGAGGAACCGAUGGUUGGCGAUCCCGACUGCUCAGAGGCUGCCUUCAAGCGACCAGCGCUUCGGCGCUGCCCCUUUGACCUGGGCACCAUCUCGUGGAUCGCGCGGCUGGACGGCGGCCUUGACGGCUUUGCGUGGAAGGUCGCGUUUGGCGACCAAGGGCCGUUUGUCCUCAAAGUCUUCUGGGAAACGGAACCGUCGAGAGACUCGGGCUACUACUACCCUUUUCAGCGGGAGUGCCAGAAUGCCGCCCUCCUCGAGAAGAUUGCAGCUGCUGUCAGCCGGGACACUGACAAACUCCCUAUCAAAGUGCAUGCUCAUCCAGCCAGCUUCGAGGACGCCAUGGACAACCUACUGGCCUUCUCCGCCGAGGGCCGUCAGAGACAGCAAGUGAAGGACCCUGACGCUUUGCAUAUCUCAUCCAUCCCGCGUACCAAGAAGUGUUACGGCUGGUUGAACAUCGACGGCGAAUACCUAUGCAGCCUUCCGCGGGCAGUCCGCCCAAUACUCGUGAGCCUAGAGAAGCCAUAUGGCGACCGCGAGAUUCGGCCGGAUCAGCGCUACUUUGCGAUCGUGUACGAGUACAUCCCCGAAGGCGAGAACGAUAGAAGCUGCAUGCAAGAGCAGCUUGACUUCCUGUGGCGCGCCGGCUUCGAACUCAUAGAGUCGUUCCGCAAGGAGAACUGGAAGAGCAGUGUGCUUGUGGACCUGUCAGACAUCGUGCCCGUUAUCAGCUACGCCUGG